Puma concolor (puma) is the source of this 929-nucleotide messenger RNA. RefSeq names its product transcription factor A, mitochondrial (gene TFAM). The record is from RefSeq and is a predicted model, not a curated record. NCBI's taxonomy places the organism in Eukaryota, Metazoa, Chordata, Mammalia, Carnivora, Felidae. Gene Ontology annotation, biological process: regulation of transcription by RNA polymerase II.
CAGAGGGUCACCAGCGGGUUUUGUUCGUCAUUGUUGGAGUUCUGUUGUGCCGCGGGGGUGUAGGAGGGUGGCGCCUGGUCGCUGCCUUGUAAGUUGGUGCAAUGGCGCUUUUCCGGGGCGUGUGGAGCGUGCUGAGUGCACUGGGAAAGUCCGGAGCGGACCUCUGCGCGGGCUGUGGAAGUCGACUGCGCUCUCCCUUCAGUUUUGCAUAUGUACCGAGAUGUUUUUCAUCCACCGUGAAUAGUUAUCCGAAGAAGCCUCUGACUUCAUACGUUCGAUUUUCUAAAGAACAGCUACCCAUAUUUAAAGCUCAGAACCCAGAUGCGAAAAAUUCAGAACUAAUUAGAAAAAUUGCCCAGCUAUGGAGGGAACUUCCUGAUUCAGAGAAAAAAAUAUAUGAAGAUGCUUACAGGGCAGACUGGCAGGCAUACAAAGAAGAGAUAAACAGAAUUCAAGAACAGUUAACUCCAAGUCAGAUUGUAUCUUUGGAAAAAGAAAUCCAGCAAAAACGUUUAAAAAAGAAAGCAUUAAUAAAAAAGAGAGAGUUAACAAUGCUUGGAAAACCGAAAAGACCUCGCUCAGCUUACAACAUUUAUAUAGCUGAAAGGUUCCAGGAACAUAAGGAUGGUACAUCACAGGUAAAGCUGAAGACUAUAAAUGAAAACUGGAAAAAUCUCUCCAGUUCUCAAAAGCAAGUGUAUAUUCAACUUGCUAAUGAUGAUAAAAUUCGUUAUUAUAAUGAAAUGAAAUCUUGGGAAGAACAGAUGCUUGAAGUUGGACGAAAUGAUCUUCUACGUCGCACAGUAAAGCACCAAGCAAAAAAUGGCAUUGAAGAGUAUUAAAAUAGAAGAUUGAGUUAUGUUCAUAAUGGAUAGACACAAGAAACCAAUUAGGUCUCCAUAUCUGAUGCUGUUGAAAAUUAGAAAGGA